Molecule: messenger RNA, 183 nt
Organism: Cordyceps militaris CM01
Lineage: Eukaryota; Fungi; Ascomycota; Sordariomycetes; Hypocreales; Cordycipitaceae
Exons: 2
Coding region: 1-183 (60 amino acids)
Source: RefSeq, a predicted model, not a curated record
AUGAUGAUGCGGAGUGGUGUGGAUCUAUAUCCUAAGAGCCAGUCUAUGCAUCCUCUUGUUGAUGAGGAAGAGGGAACGAAGUUUACUAUGGUCGAUAGCGAUGUGAAUGAAGAUUUAUCUCGGUUUAGUAUUAGGAGUAUGGAGAAUGAGGAAUUUCAGGUUAGAGGUAGAGACGCGGAUUAA